GCGUAUUUCUCCCACUAUAGCAAACCGCAUUGUCCCCCGGCCUGGCCAAUCCUUCUCUCCGCUAGCCACGAGCGGCGCGUGCACGCGACCCCGGUUAUUCCGCCGCCGCCUCCCCUCCGCUUGCGAUAAAACCCUAGGCGCCGAGCGCAGGGCUCGAAAGGCCUUUUCGCCGCCCUCGCGAAGAGAUGGAGGAAGGAGCGAGAGCGGAGAUCGCCCCCCACCCUCCCACCCUCGUCGACGACGGCGAGAUCAAUGACUGGAGCAAGGAGGACGACGAGCCCAUGGAGGAGGUUCGACCCCCCGCCGCUGCCACCGAUGAUAAGCUAGCGCCUUCUCCCGCUGAAGAUGUCAAAGUGAUUCAGUCAAACUUUCAGUCCUUGCAGUUGGAGACAAAAGUGAAAGAUAAGGAGGCAGUUGCAACUGAGGAAGUUGAAGACCUGGAUGAAAAGGAAGAAAACAAGAAGCGACACCUAAAUGUUGUUUUCAUCGGUCAUGUUGAUGCUGGUAAGUCUACAACUGGAGGUCAGAUACUUUUCCUCAGUGGUCAGGUUGAUGAUCGAACUAUACAGAAAUAUGAGAAGGAAGCAAAAGACAAAAGCAGAGAAAGCUGGUACAUGGCUUAUAUUAUGGACACAAAUGAGGAAGAACGCAUAAAGGGAAAGACUGUGGAGGUUGGCAGAGCCCAUUUCGAGACAGAAAAUACAAGAUUCACAAUUUUAGAUGCUCCGGGUCAUAAAAGUUAUGUGCCAAACAUGAUCAGUGGUGCUUCUCAAGCUGAUAUCGGUGUUCUGGUUAUAUCUGCUCGAAAGGGUGAAUUUGAAACUGGAUAUGAAAGAGGAGGACAGACUCGUGAGCAUGUUCAACUUGCAAAAACAUUGGGUGUUGCUAAGUUGAUUGUUGUCAUCAACAAAAUGGAUGAUCCUACUGUGACAUGGUCCAAAGAAAGGUUCGACGAAAUAGAGUCUAAGAUGGUUCCCUUCCUCAAGUCUUCAGGUUACUUAAGGAAAGAUGUUCAAUUUCUUCCUAUCUCUGGUUUGGUGGGUACCAAUAUGAAGACCAGAGUGGAGAAAAGCGUUUGUGAUUGGUGGAAUGGUCCUUGUCUUUUUGAAGUUUUAGAUUCAAUUGAAGUUCCUCCACGUGAUCCUAAAGGUCCUCUCAGGAUGCCAAUUAUUGAUAAAUACAGAGACAUGGGAACUGUUGUGAUGGGAAAAAUAGAGUCUGGAAGUAUUCGUGAAGGUGACAGCUUGUUGGUCAUGCCCAACAAAACUAACGUAAAAGUGCUUACCAUACACUGUGAUGAAAAUAAAGUAAGACAUGCUGGACCUGGUGAGAAUGUCCGGAUCAAAUUGUCAGGGAUUGAAGAAGAGGAUAUUGUGGCUGGUUUUGUCCUUUCAAGCAUUGCAAAUCCAAUAGGGGCUGUUGCUGAAUUCAAUGCCCAGUUGCAGAUUCUUGAAUUGAUCGACAAUGCAAUUUUCACUGCUGGUUACAAGGCAGUAUUACACAUUCAUGCAAUUGUUGAGGAGUGUGAGAUUGUAGAUCUUAUAGAAGAAAUUGACUUGAAGAGAAAGAACACUGAUCCUAAGAAAAAGAAGCCAAAGAGAAAGCCUCUUUUCGUUAAGAAUGGUGCUGUUGUUGUCUGCCGCAUUCAGGUGAAUAACAUGAUAUGCAUCGAGAACUUUUCAGAUUUUGCCCAGCUUGGAAGGUUUACCCUUCGUACCGAAGGGAAAACAGUUGCAGUAGGGAAGGUUGUUGCACUUCCUCCUCCAGGAAGCUCAGCUUUUGUUUCUUAAACAAAUUUUGGUUUAGAAGGAAGAGAUAUUUCUGUUCUACUAGCCCACCAAGUUGGAGUACAGUUAUUCAGUUAGCAUGAGCAUUAUUUCUGAAGCAGCCUUGAAGUUUGUGGUUUAUAUUUAUGAGUAACAAAAGGAUAAACGGGAUGAAUCUUGAUUCAUAGUUGCGGUAGAAAGGAGAAUUAUGAUUUGUAUGAUUGAGCUUGUGUCGUUUUUCCUUUUUAAUGACAUGAAAUACCAUUCACCCUUUGCUGGGUGUGAGAUAAAAUUACUUGAGCAUGGCUUGUCUAUACUUGCUUUACCAGUUCUUUAUACGCAUGUACUAGCAAUUUUUCUAUAGCUAUGUUGGAAGGGAUUCUUAUGAUCCCAUAUGGUGAAGCCUGUGUCAUUUCUUUUAUGAUGUGAAAUACCACAUCCUCCACCAUGUGAUUUA
This is a messenger RNA of Elaeis guineensis (African oil palm), 2223 nucleotides long. RefSeq lists its product as uncharacterized. The record is from RefSeq and is a predicted model, not a curated record. Gene Ontology annotation, molecular function: GTPase activity; GTP binding. Lineage: Eukaryota; Viridiplantae; Streptophyta; Magnoliopsida; Arecales; Arecaceae.